CAGCAUGGGUGUGGAGACAAAGUGAGCGGGCGCAGAGGGGGGGGAGUGUACAGAACAAGAGUGGAAGGGAUGUUCCAAGUGCUGUACCUGCCCUGCAGGUGUGCUUACAGUUCUCUGGAAUGUCAGAAACAGCAGUGCAAGGUCUGAGUUACGCACAGAAAUCCAUAAAACUCCUUUUAUUCUCUCCUUGUCUGUGCAUUCUCCCAGGAGGGGAGGGAAAGACCUCUUCUCUUGCAGAUCUUGGACUGGAGUGGGAUACCAUCAGUAGGGACGGAUUUACCCAAGUGAGAUUUGGUGUUGAUCCGUGCACGCUGUGGAUUCUCCAGUUCUGUGUGGGAUUGGAGAGGGAGUGCGCUAAAGUAUAUCCUUUGGACUUUGAAUCUAAAUCUCAGGAAACCCACAUUCGAUAGGGAGAUGCUGAACCCUCAUGUGUCAGGGGGUUUCCUCCUGCUGGUCCUUCUCUUAGUUCUUCCAGCUUCCCAGUCUCAGAGCAACAAAUAUAACCCCUGUGUGGCCUCUAGAGCAACCAGUUGCUCGGCCUGUAUCCGGGCUUACAAAGACUGUUCCUACUGCGCAGAUGAGGGUUUCUCUAGUGUACGGUGUGACCUGGCGGAGAAUCUCAGACGAUAUGGCUGCAGCGAGAGAGGGAUUGUUUACAUGAGAAGUGAAGUCCAGACCCAGCAGAACUAUGAAAUUAACACUCUUGUAAGCAAAACUCAAGUGUCCCCUCAGAGGAUGUCUAUGAGUCUUCGUGCUGGGGAGGAAACCUCAUUCAACUUGAAAGUGUUUGAGCCACUGGACACCCCUGUGGAUUUGUAUAUCCUGAUGGAUUUCUCUCACUCCAUGUCAGAUGAUUUAGCCAACCUAAAGAACAUGGGUCAGGAGUUAGCCAAUGUUGUAAGCACUCUCUCCAAAAAUUACACCAUUGGAUUUGGGAAAUUUGUGGACAAAGUGACUGUACCACAGACUGACAUGAGACCUCAGAAACUAAAGCAACCCUGGUUAGACAGCACUCCUCCUUUCUCCUUCAAGAACGUGAUUCGGCUAACAAGCAACGUAGAGAAAUUUAGAAGUGAACUUAUGAAAGAGAAAAUCUCUGGAAAUCUCGAUCCUCCAGAAGGGGGGUUUGAUGCCAUUCUACAGACUGCUGUGUGCACGAGUCAAAUUGGCUGGAGAAAAGGAAGUACUCAUCUGUUAGUUUUCUCUACUGAAUCAGCAUUCCAUUAUGAAGCUGAUGGGAUGAACGUCCUUGAUGGGAUACUGAAGCGGAAUGAUGAGCAGUGCCACUUGGAUGCCUCUGGAUACUACACACAUGACACUGUUCAGGAUUAUCCAUCUGUGCCCUCACUUGUUCGACUCCUAGCAAAGAACAACAUCAUCCCGAUCUUCGCCGUCACCAACUACUCCUACAGUUACUAUGAUAAGCUGAGCAAGUAUUUCAAAGUAUCUGAAAUUGGAGAAUUGAAAGAAGAUUCCUCCAACAUUGUGGAUCUCUUGCAGGAGGCCUUUACGCAAAUUCGCUCCAGGAUGGAUAUCCGAGAUGAUAACACUCCACGUGCGAUGGAUAUCUCAGUCUCAUCGGAGACAGCUAAAGUUACUGAAACAGGAUCGUUUCAAGUCACCCGGGGGGAGGUGGGUACCUUCAAAGUGAAGGUGAAGGCUUUAGAGCGGGUGGGCAACCAGCAUGUGUGUGAACUACCACCACAGGACCAAGGGAGCCAAAUUCUCCUCAAACCUUCCACCUUUACAGAUGGCCUUAAGAUUGAUGCUUCUCUGAUCUGCGACAGCUGCCCCUGUGAAUUGCAAAAGGCGUUGAAUUCACCCAAGUGCAGCUUUAAUGGUGACUUUGUGUGUGGACGCUGUGAGUGCAGGGACCGCUGGAGGGGAGAAUUCUGUAACUGCUCCAGCACAGACACAAAAAGCACCCAGUCGUGUAUUGCACCAGGCAGUACGGAGAUUUGCUCCGGUAGGGGUGACUGCCUCUGUGGUACCUGUCAGUGUCACUCAGAGUCCCCAAGCCAACAGUACCAGGGGGAGUUCUGCCAGUUCAAUAACUUCCAGUGCCCACGAUUUCUUGGAUACAUGUGCAAUGACAGAGGGCGUUGUUACAUGGGAGCCUGUGUGUGUGUUGCUGGAUGGGAAGGAGACAGUUGUCAGUGUCCUACCAGCAAUCAAACCUGCCUUGAUAGGAGUGGGGGUCUGUGCAGUAAUCGUGGGAAGUGUGUAUGUGGGCGCUGCCUGUGUGAUACUGUGUCGCAGUAUACAGAUGCCACAUGUGAAUUCUCCUAUUCACUGCGCCAACUGGGCGUGUGCGAAGAUCUACGGACAUGUGUGCAGUGCCAGGCCUGGGGAACAGGAGAGAAUAAGGGCAAAAAAUGUGAAGCGUGUGAAAUUAUGAUUAAAAUGGUGGAUGAGUUGAAGAAAGUGGAUGAAAGGACCGAGAACUGCACUUUCCGGGACGAAGAAGACGAUUGCACCUACGAGUACACAGUAGACCCAAACGCAGUGCAAGGAAACUACACUGUGCUGGUCAAAAACAAAAAGGAAUGUCCUCCUGGAGCCUUCCUAUGGCUUAUUCCUCUUCUCAUCUUUCUGAUGCUUCUGCUUGGGCUCUUAUUGCUCCUUUGCUGGAAAUACUGUGCCUGUUGCAAGGCUUGCUUAGCAAUGCUUCCUUGCUGUGGACCAGGACGUUCAGUGGGAUUUAAAGAAGACCACUACAUGUUGAGGCAAAGCCUGAUGUCAUCUGAUUACCUGAAUACCCCACUGGUGCGCUCAGGGAACCUCAAGGGUGGGGACACAGUGAGAUGGAAGAUCAACAACAAUGUGCAACGUCCACCCCCCUCCUCUGGAGAUCUGAACCCCAAGGAGCUUGUCCCAUAUGGAGUCUCACUGCGUCUUGCCCGGCUAUUCACUGAGAACCUGUCAAAGCCACAAUCCCAUGAAUGUUCCCAGCUGCGUCAGGAGGUGGAGGAUUCGCUAAAUGAGGUAUACAAGGUGAUACCUGGGACCCACAAGUUGAAACAGACAACUUUCAGGCUUCAGUCCAAUGCAGGAAAAAGACAGGAUCACACUAUUGCAGAGACCAUUUUGAUGGCUCCCAGGGAGGCUGAACCUGAGAUUGUAAAGGUGACAGAGAAACAUGUGACACAGGAGGCUUUCCAGAACAUGAAGGUUUCCCCAGGAUACUAUACGGUGACAUCAGACAGAGAUGCUCAUGGACUUGUGGAGUUCCAGGAGGGAGUUGAACUGGUAGAUGUGCGGGUUCCUCUCUUCAUCAGGGAAGAGGAUGAUGAUGAGAAGCAGCUGUUGGUGGAAGCUCUGGAAGUUCCCACAGGAAUUGCCGGUUUGGGGAGGAAACUGGUCAAUAUUACUAUUAUCAAAGAGCAAGCCAAGAGCAUAGUGACGUUUGUGAAACCUGCCUACACCUACAGCCGACAUGAACAGGUUGCUCGUGUCCCAGUCUCUCGUGAGAUCAUCCAGAAUGGAAAGACACAAGUCACAUAUCGUUCCCAGGACCUGACUGCUCGGGAGGGGAAGGAUUAUACAUUCUCUGAGGGGGAGCUCACCUUCCAGAAAGAUGACACACAGUCAGAAAUUCUAGUCCCGCUACUUGGUCGUUCAGAAGUUGACACUCUGCUGGGAAAUAGACAAGUCAAACAGUUCCUUUUAGAACUCAGUAAUCCUAAAUAUGGAGCCAAGAUUGGCAAAUACCCACAAUGCACCAUCACUAUUGAUGACACAGCAGAUGUUAUACAAAAAGCAAUGGCAGUCCAGUCUGUUCAGUCACCCCGUGGGAAGACAGGUGCUCCGUUCAACCUGAACGCCCAGGCUCUCAGUGCCAGGAAAAUUCGACUCAACUGGAUGCCUCCUCCUGGAAAACCCACAGGGUACAAGGUACGUUACUGGAUUCAAGGAGAUUCAGAGUCAGAUGCCACUGUCCUGGAUACAAAAGUGCCCUCUGCAGAGCUGACCAAUCUGUACCCAUACUGUGACUAUGAAAUGCGGGUAUGUGCAUACAAUGCUCAAGAGGAGGGUCCCUACACUGAUAUAGUCACCUGCCAGACCUUGGAGGAUGUACCCAGUGAACCUGGCCGUCUGGCCUUUAACGUCAUUUCAAGCACAGUGACACAGUUAAGUUGGGCAGAGCCGGCUGAAACCAAUGGUGAAAUCACAGCAUAUGAGGUCACCUAUGCAAUGGUCAACGAGGACAACAAACCCAUUGGUCCCACAAAGAAAGUCCUGAUUCAAGAUCCAAAGAAGCGCAUGGUUCUAAUUGAAAACCUACGAGAAUCCCAGCCAUACAAAUACACAGUGAGGGCCAGCAACAAAGCUGGGUGGGGGCCAGAGAGAGAGGCCACCAUGAACCUAGCUACCCAGCCCACCCGCCCAAUGUCAAUUCCUAUUAUUCCUGAUGCUCCUAUUAUUGAUGCUGAAGCUGGGGAGGAAUAUGACAGUUACUUGAUGUACAGCACCGAUGUCCUGCUCUCUCCAGUGGGCAGCAAGAGACCCAGUGUAUCCGACGAGUCAGGCCGGCACUGGAAGUAUGUUCCUCUCCUGGGCUCGGAGAUGGACCUGCGACGGGUCACCUGGAAACUGCCUGUAGAGCUCAUACCACGCCUGUCCAUCAGCAGCAGUCUGUCCACUGACAAUGAGAGUUUGCUGGACCAGCCUGUGAUUACCAGCUCCCUGACGAGGAAAGGGACCAUGCGAGCAAACCCAGAAGAGCAAUUACUUAAUGGACGCACAGAAUUUUCCUACUCGGGGGGCAGUCUCAACCGUAUCAUGGCAUCAGGAUACCAGAAACUCAGCCCUCAUGUGCAGAAUGAAACCUACAGGUUUGGUAGCACCAGCUCCCAACAUACAACCACAUCAGUCAUAUCAGGGCAAGGUGCAUCAGGGCAGAACAGACUGGGGCUACCCCCACUUGUGUUAGGAGUUGGAAGGGGACGUACCCACUCAGAGGAUGUGAGGGAUGCUCUGACGAGCUUGGAUGUGGCUAUACAGGAUACACGUCUUUCUCCAGGGGUCCCUGAUACCCCCACACGUUUGGUAUUUUCAGCCCUGGGACCCACCUCCCUUAAGGUCAGCUGGCAGGAACCACAAUGUGAAAGAGAGCUUCUGGGGUACAGAGUGCACUAUCAAUUACUGAACGGAGGUGAAUCAAGGACCAUUGACGUUACAAACCCACGGGAGAACUCAGUAGUGGUGGAAGACUUGCUCCCCAAUCACUCGUACAUGUUCCGGGUGAAAGGACAAAGCAUGGAGGGUUGGGGCCCUGAAAGAGAAGGUGUUAUCACUAUUGAAUCACAAGUGGAUCCUCAGAGCCCACUCAGCCCUGUUCCAGGAUCUCCGUUCACCUUAAGCACCCCCAGUGCUCCUGGACCACUGGUUUUCACAGCUCUGGCCCCUGACUCCCUGCAGUUGAGUUGGGUGAGACCUCGAAAGCCUAAUGGAACAAUACUGGGGUACCUGAUCACUUGCGAGAUGUUGCAUGGAGGAGGAGAACCACGAACUAUCUACAUUGAAGGUGACAAACCAGAGACUUCCCUUACGGUUCCUUUCCUGAAUGAAAAUCUGCCAUACAAAUUUAAGGUCCAGGCAAAAACAACACAGGGUUUUGGACCAGAGCGAGAGGGGAUAAUUACUAUUGAAUCUCAAGAUGGAGGAAGCUUUUCUCAGUUUGGAACACAACAGAUCACACGUCGGGAGGUGUACAAUCUCCCAGGAGAAUAUACUCAAAGAAACAUCACUCACUCCACCCUAACAGAACCAUUUUUUUCAGAUGGAAUGACCGUCACCUCGCGCCGUAUCGAGGGAGCCAACACAGUUACACAACAGGUCACCAAAGAGUUUGUCACACGGACCAUGGUGUCUGGUGGCUCCCUCAGCAGGCAAGUGGAGCGCCAGUUCUACGAGGCAUGAGAGGGAAAUCUCUCAUCAUGUGACUAAUAUGGACACUGGCUUAUCACUUGCACUUUGUCGCCAAAGCCGCUUUAAGCCUUUCCCUCCUGCCAGAAUCUAAACUGAGCAUCUGAUCCCAAACCCCUGGAACUGUGGUGAUAUAUUUAAUAAGAAAUGGGAGCGCUGAAGAGGGUGGUCAAAGCCCUCCAACUGUUGGAAACUACAGCUCACAGCCUCCCUUUUCAGACUUGGCUAACUGAAGUUGCUAGAAACUGUAGAUUUUAACACACCUACUUUAAAGGAGAAGGAAAGCUACUGAAACAUUUUAUUGCCAAUAGAUUAGCCACAAUAGUGCAAGCUAUAAGACUAUAUUUAUUCUGCAGA
Messenger RNA from Xenopus laevis (African clawed frog), 6285 nucleotides. RefSeq names its product integrin subunit beta 4 S homeolog (gene itgb4.S). The coding region runs from base 415 to 5922 and encodes 1835 amino acids. NCBI's taxonomy places the organism in Eukaryota, Metazoa, Chordata, Amphibia, Anura, Pipidae. Gene Ontology annotation, cellular component: membrane; focal adhesion; plasma membrane. The record is from RefSeq and is a predicted model, not a curated record. Gene Ontology annotation, molecular function: integrin binding. Gene Ontology annotation, biological process: integrin-mediated signaling pathway; cell migration; cell-matrix adhesion. The transcript is spliced from 41 exons.